Molecule: messenger RNA, 1353 nt
Organism: Odontomachus brunneus
Lineage: Eukaryota; Metazoa; Arthropoda; Insecta; Hymenoptera; Formicidae
Gene: Nrk1
Product: nicotinamide riboside kinase 1
Exons: 1
Coding region: 335-919 (194 amino acids)
Cellular component (GO): cytoplasm
Source: RefSeq, a predicted model, not a curated record
UGUACCACGUGAGACCGUAUUUGUCUGCAUGCAAGACAGAGAAGGUAGAAUAAUAAUCUAGACGGCAAUUGUUAGAUUAGAUGGGGAAUUAUGUUGACGAAUUGCGUCAUAUCGUGUACGUCGCGCCAUCAUUCACGCAUGUAUAUACGAAUACUUCGUGAUAUCGACCGCACGAAUGUAUAAACGCUGCAUGAUAAGUAUCGGUUAUAUAACGAUCCUACACGCGUUUACUUCACGUUUCGCGUUUACUUCACGAUCUUACAGUUCGUAAGAUCAUUUCGCUCGCGCAAUCUGUCGUGACGGGUUAGGUGCGGACUGCUCUCAUGAAAGAAAAAUGGCAACGACAAAGCAAUGGUUCAUCGUUGGAGUAUCUGGAGCGACCUGUAGCGGCAAGAGCACGCUGGCUGUUAAAAUUCGCGACAAUUUCCCGGGAUCCGUCAUGGUGCGUCAGGACGAUUAUUUCUUGCCGCCGGACGAUCCGCGUCACGUCAAGGUGACGGAAUUGAAUCAUAUGAAUUGGGAUGUAAUUACGAGCUUAGAUAUGCAAAAGAUGCAUUCCGACGUUCUAAAGAUACUCGAAUCUCGCGGGAAGGAUGCGGUGCACUCGAGUAAGGGCGUGUUGAUACUAGAUGGCUUUUUGUUAUUCAAGCACAAGGCUAUCGCGGACUUAUGCGAUCUCAAGUACUUCUUGACGCUGACGAAGGAACAAUGCUGGGAACGGAGGAGAAAUCGCACGUACGAACCGCCCGAUGUGCCGGGAUAUUUCGACAAAGUGGUAUGGCCCGAGUACGUGGAAUACAAAAGUGAAAUCACACGAGACAACAAGCUGUGCGCGUCUAUAACGUUUAUCGAUGGAUCUGAACACAUGGAGGAAAUUUACGAGACGGUCUCCAAGGAAAUCAGUCAAUUGUUAUCAUAGAGUCACCUUAGCUUAUUUUUAUGACAACCAAGUUUAAAUUAACAAACAUGUCACAGACACGAAAUACUAAACUUUUAUACAUUCCUGAAAAUUACAAAAAGGACACUUCAAUUUCAGGCUUUAUGAAUGACUAAUCAUUAAGAUAUCUAAUGAAGCGAGUAGAAAAGUUGCAUCAAUUUGUAAGCUUGUACGAUGUUCUUCCGUGAAGAUCUUUUUGUCGACUUGGAUUAUACUAUUAACAAAUAUGUCACAAGCACGCGAAAUAAAAUUUUUAUACAUUCCUGAAAAUUAAGAAGACUCAAUUUCAAGUUGAAUGAAUUAUUAAUCGUUGAAAUAUCCAAUGAAGCGAAUGAGAAAAUUGUAUCGUGAAUUUAUACGAUAUUCUUUCUAAAGAAUCUUCAAUCUGAAUAAAAGUUUGUGUUUUUAACGUUUAA